Gadus chalcogrammus (walleye pollock) is the source of this 2275-nucleotide messenger RNA. It is a transcript of the gene parvb, whose product is annotated as parvin, beta. Bases 242 to 1339 code for a protein of 365 amino acids. Lineage: Eukaryota; Metazoa; Chordata; Actinopteri; Gadiformes; Gadidae. Gene Ontology annotation, cellular component: cytoplasm; focal adhesion; actin cytoskeleton. Gene Ontology annotation, biological process: substrate adhesion-dependent cell spreading; lamellipodium assembly; establishment or maintenance of cell polarity. The transcript is spliced from 13 exons. The record is from RefSeq and is a predicted model, not a curated record. Gene Ontology annotation, molecular function: actin binding.
UCUGAGCGGCGCUGUUGAGCGGUGAUGAAUAAUGCUAAUUGUUUCGCCGGCCUACAUUAUUGUAUGAGUGAGUCAUUGUACCAUAUUUACUGAGCAUUCUUGUCCUGUCCUUCUCUAUUGUUGCCGUCUCCGGUUCUGUACUCUGCAGUGUCUUCAGUGAUUCAAAUCAAAGCAUUGGAGCACGUAUGUUAUUUUUCCAGUAGUGUUUCGGUAACGGGACGGAGUGACGUUGAAAUACGCUAUGUCUGGAACUCCGACUAAAUCUGGGAAUCCACUGAUGGCCAAGAUGAAAAAGGACGAAUCUUUUCUGGGUAAAUUAGGAGGGACGCUGGGACGAAAGAAGAAAGCUAAAGAAGUGAGUGAUCUCCAUGAGGAGGGGAAGAAUGCCAUCAACGCUCCCCUGCUGCCGUCCAGCAUCGAGAUCCACCCUGAAGACACGCUGAUGGAGGAGAACGCUGAGAGAGUUAUGCUCGACCCAACGUCGAGGGAAACCCACAAGUUCAAAGAUCUUCUCAAGGUCCUGAUAGACUGGAUCAACAGUGAGCUGGAGGAGGACAGGAUCAUAGUGAAGGAUCUGGAGGAAGACUGCUAUGACGGACAGGUGCUCCAGAAGCUGUUUGAGAAGCUGUCGGGCAGGAAGCUGAACGUGGCGGAGGUGACCCAGUCGGAGAUCGUCCAGAAGCAGAAGCUGCAGACGGUGCUGGAGGCGGUCAACCUGCUGCUGAGGCCCCACGGAUGGCCCAUCGAGUGGAGCGUUGACUCCAUCCAUUCCAAGAACCUGGUGGCCAUCGUGUUCCUGCUGGUCUCCCUGGCCAUGCACUUCCAGGCCCCCAUCCGACUCCCAGAACACGUGUCCGUACAGGUGGUGGUGGUCAAGAAAAAGGACGGACUCUUGCAGACAGGUCAUAUCACAAAGGAGCUGACCACCACCACAGAAAUGAUGAUGGGUAGAUUUGAGAGAGAUGCGUUCGACACUUUGCUGGAUCACGCACCUGACAAGCUCAACGUUGUGAAAACGUCUCUCAUCACCUUUGUCAACAAACACUUGAACAAGCUGAACCUUGAAGUAACAGAGCUGGAAACGCAGUUUGCAGAUGGUGUUUACUUGGUUCUGCUGAUGGGUCUUCUGGAGGAUUACUUUGUGCCUCUCUACAAUUUCUUCCUCACCCCCGAGAGCUUUGAACAGAAGGUGCACAAUGUGGCGUUUGCCUUCGAACUCAUGCAGGAUGGAGGACUGAAGAAGCCAAAGGCCAGACCAGAAGAUGUGGUGAACCUGAACCUGAAGUCGACGCUCAGAGUCCUGUACAACCUCUUCACCAAUUACAAGAACUCAGACUGACACCAGCUGCCGUAGACCCCAGCCCUAACGAGGAUGACACUGUUCUGUGCCUGUACCAAUUGCAUCACUUCCUGUCGUCCGACGGGCGGCAGGAAGUGAUGUAAUUGGAAAAAAACCCUCGGGAGACCAUGACCUCUAGGAACAUCUCUGGUUUACGUUGAGGCUUUUCCCAAAUGUCACCGUUUAUUUAUUCCUUCCUGGUAGUGAGGAAAUGUCUUCUGUGACAUUCAGCCUUGGUCUAUAAAUAUAUCGCGAUGACAGCAGAAAGUAUGAAGCCUGAAAGUUUUGACUAAAUAACACUGAUUGUACUUUAUUUUUUAAAGAAAUACAACUAUUAACCCACACUGCUGUAUGUCGAGACAGUGUAAAGGGCUGCACACUCGGUCUCACAAAUGUACUUUUAUAUUCUUGUCGCCAAUUGCUACUGCCUUAUUUAUAUACAUAUAUAUAUAUAUAAAAUAUAUAUAAUAUUACUCUGCUUUAAAAAAAAUAGAUCAACAAAGUUGAGACGAUUUCCGAUGCUAUCUAGGCCAUACCGCUGGCUUUAGCUACACGUGCUAUCAGUGUAAUCAUGGAUUUAUAAUGAGAGGAGCUAUACUGUACGUUCUCUCCCUGUACAUGCCGAGACACCGUCAGCGCAUCUCCUCAUUGGUUCUGUUCCUUUCCCUUACAAGUCCCAGCGCAGGGCCCUGGCCUCUUUCUGGUCCUCUGAGGCUCUGCCAAGUCAGGAGAGCCGUGAUAUGACACAGCCUUUGCUUUACAGCCAGCUCUGCUUCCUACUGAGGAUUAAUUAUGGAGAACCAGGAGAGAGACAGAGAAUGAACCAAAUGCCUGUUGGACUUGCUUCAAGUAGCCAGCUCACGCCUGUGCUUAUUUAUCUGUGUAAAAAAGGAAUAAACGUCUGAAUUUUACCAAAGUGUGAAUUGAAUUUCUUAC